This is a messenger RNA of Synchiropus splendidus (mandarinfish), 5264 nucleotides long. It is a transcript of the gene bmp8a, whose product is annotated as bone morphogenetic protein 8a. The coding region runs from base 300 to 1652 and encodes 450 amino acids. Gene Ontology annotation, biological process: SMAD protein signal transduction. Gene Ontology annotation, molecular function: cytokine activity; growth factor activity. Lineage: Eukaryota; Metazoa; Chordata; Actinopteri; Syngnathiformes; Callionymidae. The record is from RefSeq and is a predicted model, not a curated record. The transcript is spliced from 7 exons. Gene Ontology annotation, cellular component: extracellular region.
GGAGGGAACUCCCUCCAGGCUCGGAACCACAAGUGCGCAAACACUCAGUGUCACCGCUGCUGAAGGAGAGUCUUCAGAACCAACUGGGAUCAGAAGUGCUGAGCCGGGAUUGAAACACCCGAGACUCUGGAGAGUCGGAGCAGCAGAAGCGGAGGAAGAGCCCGGACGAAGAGGAGCCUCACCUGUUUGCUUCUGAAGAAUGGUUCAGCUCUGAAGACUCUCGCUCUCUGGUCCGUCUGCUGGAUUCUGCUGUGUCCGUACAGGAGUGGUGGAGACACUGACGACCAGCAGACCAGAAGAUGGCUACCAACGUCCACUAUCUGUCCCUGAGGAAGUCAAGGACCUCCACUGGACCUCCUCCCUCGCAGCUGUUGUCCAGGACUCUGGUCUUGCCCCUGCUCCUCUUGCUCUUCCUCUCCCUGUGGAGCCACCAGGCUGAGACACUGGUCCACUCCAGCUUCAGGCGCCUCAGUGGCCGUGAGAAGAAGGAGAUGCAGAAGGAGAUCCUGUCCAUCCUGGGUCUGCCAGGAAGGCCCAGACCCCACCCGCCGCUCAGACCGCCAUCCUCGGCGCCGCUCUUCAUGCUGGACCUGUACCACGCCAUGUCUGUGGAUGGGGAGGAGGACGGCAACGGGAUCUUUGCGAGCGCGCCUGGAGCGGCCAGGUUUCGGGGAGUGGAGCGACUGGCUCACGUCCACCACGCCGCGCUGCCCACGCUCAGCACCCACACUCCGCUGCUGGGCACGGUGGUCAGUGAGGCCGACACCGUCAUGAGCUUCGUGAACCUGGUGGAGCAGGAGCGAGACCUGCUGCAGCCGCGUCCCUACUGGAAGGAGUUUCGCUUCGACCUGACGCCUCUGCCGCAGGGAGAGACGGUGACGGCGGCCGAGUUCCGGAUCUACAAGACUCUGACGUUUGGACAGAGGGCCAACAGGACCCUGCACAUCUCCGUCUACGAGAUCAAGAGAGACAACAGGCUCAGAGAACCAGAGCUGGUCCUGCUGGACAUGCAGUCGGUCCCCGCAGGACAGGAGGGCUGGCUGGCCUUCGAUGUCACCUCAGCAUCCAACCACUGGCUCCUUCACCCCCGCAGCAACUUGGGGAUUCGUCUUUAUGUGGAAACGGAGGAAGACCGAUCCCUGUCUGCCGGCUGGAUCGGGUUGGUGGGUCGCCGGGGUCCUCGCUCCAAACAGCCGUUCAUGGUCACCUUCUUCAGGGAGAGUCAGAUCCCCUGUCGGCCGCCGCGCGCCGUCAAGACUCACCCGCGGAGGAGGAAGCCCAAAUAUGACCUGCCCGUGCCCAGCAUUCACAAUCGCAGCCCGGCGAACAGCGGCGGUCAGCCGUGCAGGAAGCACGAGCUCUACGUCAGCUUCAGCGACCUUGGAUGGAAGGACUGGGUCCUGGCUCCCGCGGGAUACUCGGCCUACUACUGCGACGGCGAGUGUUUCUACCCGCUGGGCUCCUGCAUGAACGCCACCAACCACGCCCUCAUCCAGCAAGUGGUCCACCUGUUGAAGCCGGACGAGGUGCCCAAGGCCUGCUGCGCUCCCACCAAGCUCAGCCCAAUCUCUGUGCUGUUCUACGACGACAACAACAACGUCAUCCUCAAAAAGCAUCGCAACAUGGUGGUCAAGAACUGCGGCUGUUUAUGAAGCAGAACCAGCUCAGAGACUCGACGGUCCAGCUGCACGCAGGUACACACCACAACAGCGAUGCCAACACGCCAUACAAACAUUUCCAUUCCUUACAGACAGAGGACCUUCACCUGUACUCACCUGUGCCAGAACACAAACGCCCGUGACUCCUCACGUAUUUAUUUGUAAUAAAGAUUUGUUUCCUGUCAGCAAACAAACCACUCUCUGCACUCAAGUCUGUAGUUCCAGAAUGUCGCCCCCUACUGGUCACAUUUCAUGGUGCGGUUUACAGUGCUGUAUGGACGCGUGUGCGCGCCCUCUAACGGAAAAGGGAGGCGGCUGCACAGGCAGGCAGUCGUCAGCGUGGAAGCCCUUGAAUAAUAACAAUAAUGUAAAUACUGUCAAUCUUCUGACAGCACCGUGCUAGAAAUGGUCGACUCUCACGGAGCUUCUUGACAGAAGUCUGGAGCGUUUCACUUCAGAAGCAAUGCUCUGGGGUCAAAGGUGACGCUGUAAAUAAACUACAGGUUUGUUCCGAUGAAGGUUCUUGAUUUAUUUUGGAAAAUAAGAAAUAAAUCUGCAUCUCUCCAUGAGUUCAAGACUUGUGCUUCUGAAUUCUGUCAGCAGUUUAGUCUCGGCCCUCACUGGUCUCUGUUGGCUGUACUUGGUCCUGACGGCAGCACGAGUCCAGUGUUGGAAAAUGAAGCAAACACACAUGAUCAGUGCUUUUCAGUGUCCCUGGAACUAAGCCAGAUGUAAAACAGACCAGAGGGCAUCAGGUCAAAGCUUCCUGACAGGCAGCUGAUGAAGUUUAAUAGUAAAAAAAUCCUGUCAACACUGAGUGUUGUGUCGCUUCACCUCCCUGCGGUGUGUUGUUGGUCUGAAGCUUCACAGCACCAACCUGCAUUUCAUCUACAGGAACUUAAGGAGGUCUAACUCUUAGGGCCCUGUGUCUGUCGCAGCUGCUGAGACUUUCUUUUGAAAGCUGACAAGAAAAUCAUCAUUCCUUCAUUCACUUUCUGUUUCACCAUGAAGUUAACUCCUUUUUUCAUUCAGCUGAUUUUGAAAACUAAAGCAUAUCAGGGAAUAUUUUAUUUUCCACGGACUGAUGCGACCUGGAAGUGAACCUGCAUGAAAGUCCAAGGCUCAACUUGGAAUCUUAGUUGGAUCGGUUCUUGUGUCUGAAGAGGUUCGUGAAACCUGAUGAAGAAAUUCACACAUACACUGACCGACACCCAGAGUCAUUCAGCUGACUUCCUCAAAUAAAUCAGUAACACUUCAAACAUCAUCUAAAAGGCAUGAUACGUAGCGUGAUAAGACAUAACGCAUUUAUGAGGCUUUAUAGAAUUUUCAUAACCGUUUGUUAAUUUUGGACUUAAGGUUUCAUACACAUAAAAAUUGUGGACUUCACCUCGAUAUAAAGACACAAAACCCUCUCAUCCUUAUAAUACCUUUGGAAAACUGUAACAAGUUGUCAAGUGUGUUUGUGAGCAUUCAUCACAUCCUCUUCUAUACUCACCGCAUGUCUCAUGAAAGCACUAAGAAGGCAUUACUGAUGAGACCUUCAUAAUGUCUAUUUUCAUGAGAAAUGAAUGAGUGAAUGACACAUGAUGCAUCAACGAUUAAAAAGAUGCCAAGUCCCACUCACCUCAUGAGCAGUCUCUCCAGAGAGCGUCUCAUGAAUUACAUUCUGCUGUAAACUGCCUCACAAUUGUUGUCUACCAUAAAGAGCCUACUGCAGCAAUACAACAAUGGUGGAAAUGUCGUCCAUCAUCCAGAGUUACAGCUUGUUUUUCUGCUACUCAGAUAAAAUCCCCCAAUAUUGUAUAAGGGAAUGCCAUUCCUAUCAUUUCAUAGGGUUUAAUGUCUCGAAAAAAACACACAAAAACCAAGUUAUUUGUGUCUGUGUUGGGUCUAGUUCCUUGUUCAGUGGUUCAAAAUAAACCCAACAGCUGCGACGUACACAGGUCACCUCAGAGCUCUGGUGUCUGACUGCACCUCGGCGUGUGGAGACCUCAGACCACAGUCCUCUCACCCUCCAGAGUCUUCGGCCGCUGAGGACAGUGCACACUACAGCUCACGCAGCUCAGCUUCUCGAUCUUUUAAAGGAGUUACACUCUCUUCUAAGAGAAAACACACAACACAUGGUCAGCAUUGACAUGUUCAGGGUCACACGCACGCACGCCUCAGGAAUGACAACAGUAUGAAGAAGCAUCCGGAGGCUUGAGGUUAAAUACAAUGUUUAAUUUAUUGAAAAGGGUAAAAAAAAUACAGUGAGGAGUCGGUUUUGGUCGGAUUGUUAAAAAAGGUCAGGGAAUCAUUUUGGCAGUUACUGUUCUCCAAGUCUCUCGACAGACACACGACACCCGGUGGGUCGCCCCGCACCGUCGGACCCGCCUGCUUUCUGACAGAGACACGUGAGGAAAUGAACACAAGUGGUGGUGGUCCAGCGUGAGGUUCUGUGUUGAGGAGGUCUGGAGUUAGACGCCUCGGGUUCAUGACUGUCGACAAUAGCAAAGAGGAUUCACGGUUCUCCACGUCUGAGUUGAAAUGAUCGAGUCAGAACACUGUGUGAGAUCCAUACGCAGGUUCUGGUUCCGGAGAGACUCAGACACGGGAACAAACGGACUGCUGGUGAACUUCUGUAGCUCUACACUCGUCGAACCCCCCUCGCCCCCAUGUCGGCCCCGUCCCCUCCUCCCUGAUGGUCCAGUGGUGGUCAUCCAGCAGCCAUGAGUCAACGUAAUGUUCGCGGUGGGUGUGUAUCUGUGAGAGAAGGCAUAUGCUGAACAGAGCCACGGAGCAGUUCCUGCGACCAAGGGAGGCAGAAGCUAACGCUAAGAGGGAAGCUAAAGAACACGUGGAAGAGUAGAUGUCAGAAGACCAGCAGCUGCUCACCUGGGUGGAGAUCCAUCCGUGGCUUCUUACGCCUGGACAUCAGCCAGUUCAGGGGGCAUCGGAGACUUGGGGUGCUUGCUCUCGAAAUGCUGUUUGAAGGUCUUUGGGUCGGGCAUUUGUGUCUGCAGGAACAGGUCAACAGGUCAGCUGGGAGAACUUGGUCACCACCGUGGUGUGAACUCACCCUGCAGACAGGGCAGGUGUGGACCAGAGCAGCCUUCGCUGCAGUCUUCUGGUCAGCUCCCUGGCCCUUCUUCUUCUCGGCCGCCUUCUUGGCGUUCUUCUGCUGCGACUGGAUCUUCUGCUGCCCACGAGCCAUGGCCCUCACCUUCCUCCUGAAACCAGCAAAUGAACCAUCAGGUCAAGGGUCACAUUCCACUGAGAGUAGUAGUAGAAGAUGGUCAGAUCAUUGUGGUGUCACAGCAACUGUAUAGUCACAGGCCGAGCACCGACGUCUGUUGUGGGACCUGUGACACCGCUCACUUUUGUUUAAUAACACAACGCAUCCACAGUAUUUUGCUUGAAACAAACCCAGGCAACUGCCUCAGUCAGAGGCAUCGUUUCAAUUCACAUCGAGAACCUUAUGAAGCCAAGUCACUGGGUACAGCAAUGACUCGUCUGCUCAUGGACUCGGCAGAUUCAACGCUCCUCUUUCACGUGUUCACUUGAAUGAGUUUUGUCAAGUCAGAUUUGCACGUCCUGUAUUCACACUCAGCUCUGACAUUGUUUGAU